Molecule: messenger RNA, 816 nt
Organism: Trichophyton rubrum CBS 118892
Lineage: Eukaryota; Fungi; Ascomycota; Eurotiomycetes; Onygenales; Arthrodermataceae
Exons: 2
Coding region: 1-816 (271 amino acids)
Source: RefSeq, a predicted model, not a curated record
AUGGAUCUGGUAACAUCACCUCCUACGCAGGCCCCAACGGCGGCCUCCACUGCUCCCUAUGGCCGAAGCACCACCACCACCACCAGUGCGAUCACCGCUUUCCCUGGCUCUGACAACUAUCCAGUCUUCCCCAAUGGCAAAUACCUAUCCAAAUUCUAUCUCGUCUCGGGCCAGUACUCCGGCCUAACCGACCUAGAUUACCACCUCUACAAUGUCUGCUAUCUGCCGUACCGCCCCUUCGAUGUCGGGACCUCGUUUGACAUCAACAAGAGACGGGUCUCCCAUACAGACUCCAAUGCACCACGCCCAACAUAUCUGAUUAACGACCCGCCAUGCAAGCGGCAAGCGGCGAUCAAUACCAACUGCCACUUCAAAAAUACCAACGGCACAUUCUCAGGCUUGGAGCCCUAUACCAACGAUUUUGACGUACAACAGCAAUGUUACUGCGAGAAAUACCCCUUUUUUGACUCUACUCUUGGAUGUAUGAAGUGUUUUGAGACACAUGGUGGAAUUGAGGGUUACCACUGGUUCCCCAAGAGCUAUGUAGAUGCUGCAUCAAAAGCAUACUGUGGGCAGGUCCCAGCACCAGCUGAGUUCUUCGCCUUUAUAAAGGAGUGGGCGAAGACGGAUCCCGCUGCAACUCUGCAAAGCACCACUGCAUCAACUAUCCUUGGUACGCAAACUGAUGCCAGUCUGUACUAUACAUACGCUGCUGCUUCUACCACUAGCCCAAGCAGUGCUGUUCAAGCAAAGCCUCUGGGCCUAAGGAAGAUACUGCUUGCUGCCCUAGCUAUAGGAUUUGCGCUUUACCGAUGA